AUGCAAUGCAGGUGUAGCAGCAAUUUAGCAGUUCUUUUGACUUUACUGGCUCUUACAGCAGCAAUUCCAAAAACAAGACGCGUUCUACUGCGCCCCUUGUCCGCCAAAGAGGUUUACAAAGUUCUUAAGGCUGCUGGUCGCGAGGAUGCUAUACCUGAGGGUCGUGUUGUCACCCAAGGAUUAUCAGCUAUAACUGGUUUUGCUUUAGGUGUUGGCAGUGGCAUAGGUGCAGCAUUGCUUGUGGAUUUGGCCACUUCCAAUAUAACCACCGAAUACUUUACCUCCCUAUUCGGUGGUAGCAGUAGCAGCAACACCGCUGCCACUGGCAAUUCUUUGAUUUCCGAAGAAAUUUGCUUUUUAAGCCGCAACAUGGAUUACAAUGAUCGGCAGGGGCGUCAAACAAGUCCAACGACAACAGGAACCGCUACCGGAACUGGAACAACUGGUACGCAAACACCCAUCACAACCUCUCCAACAACACCAACCUCACCAACAACGGGUACAGCAACUACUACUGCAGGUGAUGAUGACACCACUUGCAUAACCAUUGAAAAGAAUAGAACAAGGGCUCGAAAACGACGCUCGGCUCAGAGAAAGUUUUAUAGGAGACAUUUUAAAACGGAAACGAACGAUAGACAUGAUUUAGUGGUCAAAAAUGUGUAA
This is a messenger RNA of Stomoxys calcitrans (stable fly), 663 nucleotides long. RefSeq lists its product as uncharacterized. The transcript has 3 exons. The coding region runs from base 1 to 663 and encodes 220 amino acids. Lineage: Eukaryota; Metazoa; Arthropoda; Insecta; Diptera; Muscidae. The record is from RefSeq and is a predicted model, not a curated record.